AUGCUUCUAGAUCAUCUAAGUACUGGAAUCUGGGUUAUUGUUUUGUUAUUAGGUCCCUAUGAAAAAGGAAAAUGGCCAAACGGUUAUGGUACCGCUUUUCCAAAGUCAAGAAAAUAUUGCUGGCAAGGAAUAGAGAUUUAUUUUGACAGAGGCAACUUUUAUGACUUUACCUCUCUUGUGCGUGAGUUGGAUGUCCCUGGGGAUAUAUAUGAAAGGAAAACUUACCCAUAUGAAUUUUUUACUGUUGAAAUGCCGUAUGAAACUUAUAGUGGUGUGAAUGUGCGGCUCAGGUAUGUCCUGAAAGUAACAGUUAGCCGUAAUUAUGGUGGAAGCAUAGUGGAAUACCAGGACUUUAUGGUUCGUAAUUAUUCUCCACCUCCAUCAAUCAACAAUAGCAUCAAGAUGGAAGUUGGAAUUGAAGACUGCCUGCACAUCGAGUUUGAGUGCAACAAAAGCAAAUAUCAUCUUAAAGAUGUUUUUAUUGGCAAGAUAUAUUUUCUUCUUGUGAGAAUCAAGAUUAAGAAUAUGGAUCUUGAGAUAAGGCGUAGAGAGUCAACAGGAUCAGGAGCAAAUACCCAUGUUGAAACAGAGACACUAGCUAAAUGUGAGUUGAUGGAUGGUGCUCCAGUCAGAGGUGAAUCGAUUCCGAUCAGGCUGUUUCUCAGUCCAUAUGAGGUGACACCAACACAUCGCAACAUAAACAACAAAUUCAGCGUGAAGUAUUACUUGAAUCUUGUGCUUGUCGAUGAAGAGGAUCGUCGGUAUUUCAAACAGCAGGAAAUUACGAUGUACAGGUUGCAGGAUUCCUGAGGAAGCAAUCUACAUACAUGUAAACUUUGACAUUACAUCCCGUAAAGAAGAACGAUGAUUAACUUCCGGUACCUUUGUAUGGCCUUGAAGCUUAGGCUUAAAAGUUAGGUACUGGACGACAGGGUUUGUUUACUUGGAAGAGCUACAAUGGCUUGGUAUACUUUGCUCGACUGCAGUCGUGCCGUCGCCGAGGGUGUAACUAUAUUUUAGUACGGUCUUCACUAGGCUGCCACCGCCGAUGGACAUUAUGGUUUACAGUCGGUUCAUGUUCCAUGUGAACUACUUAACAAUGGCGUGAUUUUUUUCUCUUUUCAAGUAAAACUUCCCGUACCAAGCCCAAAAUUAUACGACCCAAAAUAUGUUGAUAAAUUAUUACCACAAAAUCUUAAACAAACAAAAUACAUAAUA
Molecule: messenger RNA, 1218 nt
Organism: Hibiscus syriacus
Lineage: Eukaryota; Viridiplantae; Streptophyta; Magnoliopsida; Malvales; Malvaceae
Product: vacuolar protein sorting-associated protein 26A-like
Exons: 9
Coding region: 1-810 (269 amino acids)
Biological process (GO): intracellular protein transport; retrograde transport, endosome to Golgi
Cellular component (GO): retromer complex; endosome
Source: RefSeq, a predicted model, not a curated record